ACGUACAUUCAGUAGUGCGAGGCUGAGGGCAGUUGUUUGACUCGUGGCCUAUCCAGAUGAUGAGCAUAGCAAAACAGGUUUCAGAGUCCAGGAUUGAGUACCAGGCUGCUUGCAAUUGUAGCACAGACGCUCGGACGAGGAGCAGACCUCAGCGUAGUGACCGACAUUGCCACACUUGUAGCAGGCGCGACGCGAUAGAGAAGACAUGGUGGAUGUUCUGCUGGAAAGCUGUCUUCGAGUCAGAUUAUGUUGCACGCAGAUGGUGUAAGCAGUUGGAAGUUUGUUGUAGUGUUGUUUUGCCAAUUGAUCCCCCUCAUAAAUUGAUGAACCGCAUGAGUGGUUCCACAUGUAGUGAUCAGAGUUGGAGUGAUGCUCAUGUUCGACCAGGAGCCAUGGCGAGUGAACCGCGUCGAGUCAUGGUGGCCGAGCAUGACAUGGUGCAAGCAGAAACGAGGAAGCUGUUGAGAAAGUGCGAGGAUACUGGCACGACGGAAGGGUGCAUGUGGGAUGCGACCAACGAGACGACUGACCUGAUGGUUUGCGAGAUUACUUGACCUGCUACAGCGUCAGCGUCUAUAGCUCCCACACGUUUGGUGCUUGGGAACGGAUCGUCUUCUUGUCUUACACUGUUACUGCUGACUGGGAACCCGGAUUCAAACUAUAGUCAGAUGCUCCAAAGAAUUGCUGAACCAGACAACACGAUACAAGCAAUGCGACAAGCGAGUUGAGAUGAGCAACGAAGGUUGGACGGUUGUUGUUGUUGCGAUUGCGGCGCGAGAGGCCCGAAAAGAGGGAAACGCCGAGGGCAGACCCACUCCAACCUUUCGGCCAGCUUCAUGCACUGCUCCCCCCGCUGCGAGCCUUUACCUCAGAUCCAGUCAACAUUCCCAUCAACUUUCGUCAAGCGUGAAUAAAUUUUGCA
Messenger RNA from Aureobasidium subglaciale EXF-2481, 922 nucleotides. RefSeq lists its product as uncharacterized. Lineage: Eukaryota; Fungi; Ascomycota; Dothideomycetes; Dothideales; Saccotheciaceae. The transcript has a single exon. The record is from RefSeq and is a predicted model, not a curated record. The coding region runs from base 57 to 554 and encodes 165 amino acids.